AGUGUUUGCACAUGUGGAAAGAAGGUUCUGAUGGAGGCUGUAGGUUCUGUAUUGCGGGAAUACGGGUGUGAGCAGAGUUUGCUGAGCCGUCCCGAUGGAUCCGCUACGUUUCUUCAGGGCGACACAUCUGUAAUGGCUGGAGUAUAUGGCCCUGCAGAGAUCAAGGUCAGCAGAGAAAUCCAUAAUAAAGCCACAUUAGAGGUGAUCCUCAGGCCCAAGACUGGGUUGCCUGCUAUCCAGGAGAAAAACCAGGAGCAGCUAAUUCGUGAAACAUGUGAAUCUGUCAUCAUUGGAUCCUUGCAUCCUAGAACCUCAAUAACCAUUGUGCUACAGAUAGUCAGUGAUGCUGGAUCUCUGCUGUCCUGCUGCCUUAAUGCAGCUUGCAUGGGUUUAAUGGAUGCAGGUCUCCCCAUGCGGGCCCUGUUCUGUGGGGUGACAUGUGCAAUGGAUAAUGACGGAACUAUAACCCUCGAUCCUAAUUUUCGGCAACAGAAGGAAAGCAGAGCAGUUCUAACAUUUGCUAUUGAAAGCACAGAAAGGAAAGUUCUAAUGAUGUCAAAUAGAGGAGUCUAUUCUGCCACAGAGCUCCAGCAGUGCAUUGCAGCCGCACAAAUCGCAUCCGAGAAGCUGUUCCAGUUCUACAGGGACUUCAUAAGAAGGAGAUAUUCUAAAUCCUGAGAGAAAUGCAGGUUGCUUGUCAGCCUAGAGGCCAUGCUCAACAGAGAUUUCACUUUGCACCCCUAAUUUUUCUACCUCAGUCUCCCCUGUUUUUUUACCUUUAUAAUGUUACUUUUCCAUGCAUAGUAACAUACAUCAAACAGUAACCGAUGGCACUCAAGUCCAGCAAUUGUGCUAAAUAACUUUCUUGUUUAUUGAGAUCUCUGCACACAACCUUUCAAGGGAUGACCCCCCCUUCUUUGCUUGCUCUCAUGCAUCUUCUUUCUGCCUUUAUCUUUUCUUCCCUUUCUUUUGUAAUGAAUCAAGCCUUUUUACCACUGUUAUAAUUCAUGCGAGACAACAUAUUAAAUGGUGAGAUGCUGUAAGGGGUGUUUUUUUGAUUCCCAGUUAUGAACAGUAAUGUUCACUGUUUGUUCUGCAGCCAUGUCUCCCAACAGCUGUCUCUAUCUACUCCCACACCCUUUCUUCUCUGAGCAGGCUUCCUGGCAACACAUAUUGGUCUCUAUCCCUGUUGUUUAUAUUUGAUAUAUACGUAGUCAGUUUAAGGCAGCCCGAUUACUAUUAAUAUUGACAUCCAUAUCUCUUUAAAGAAUUCUAAAGGAUUUCAUAAAACAACUGUUGUAUAGUCAUGGUGUUUAUAGUGAGAGCUAUACAAUAAGCAUUGAACAGUGUGUAUCUCCUGGAUAUCUGCACAACAGCCUGAAUAGAUUUACCUGUGCUGUUGUGUUCAUAUCUUGAAAUAAGGGACUGUGGGCAGGUCAAAGGCAGAGCUCAUUUUCUAAAUGCAAAAAUCCCAACAUGCCUGAGAUGCUCUUCAUUAUGGUGCAAAGAGCAACACAAUUUAGAUGAAAUGGCCUAGUACUGCAGAAUUUCAAUGAUAUAGAUGUGUUUUACUACUUCAAAUGUGUUUUUUUCUUAUUUAAAAUAUUUUUCUAAAUAAAAUGGUUUCACACUA
Molecule: messenger RNA, 1633 nt
Organism: Xenopus tropicalis (tropical clawed frog)
Lineage: Eukaryota; Metazoa; Chordata; Amphibia; Anura; Pipidae
Gene: exosc5
Product: exosome component 5
Exons: 6
Coding region: 31-678 (215 amino acids)
Biological process (GO): RNA metabolic process
Cellular component (GO): nucleolus; cytoplasm
Source: RefSeq, a predicted model, not a curated record